ACAAAGCUGGUUAAGUUGUUUUAUGAGUAAUCAUAUCAAUUACUUAUAUCAAACUAAUUGAAAUAAACUAUAGACAGGGAAAUAUAUAAAUGCAUAUAGAUUAUAUAACGACAUUGGGAGAAGAAUAGAUCAAGUGAUAGAUUUCUUAAAUAGUUGAAUGAGAUAAGGCAAGGCCUCGAUUUUCGUUUUUAAAGGCAACUGAGAAGAGAGAAAAAGGAAUAAGCAGUUACAAUUAUAUAACCGAAAGAAGGAGAGAGACCAUGUCGGUAAAAGAAUUAUUUCGUUGUAUCGGUAGAACGGAAGACGAGAAAAGAGACAAGAUGAUAUCGAAACAAUUAAAGAAAGCUGACAAAAGAGAAAAAAGCAUUAUAAAAAUUCUUUUAUUAGGUAUUGCUGAAUCAGGAAAAAGUACAAUAACUAAACAAAUGAAAAUUAUACAUAUAAAUGGAUAUAGUGAAGAGGAAAGAAGACAAAAUGUAUUGUGGAUAAGAAAAAACCUUAGAGAUUCUAUAUUGACAAUUCUUGGUGCUAUGAAACGUUUAGAUAUAAAAUUGGAAGAUGAAAAAUUAGAGGAGAGUAGUAAUUAUCUUUUAACUAAAUGUAUUGAAGAUUCAUCUGAAUAUCCAGACGAGUUCUACGAUCACACAUCGAACUUAUGGUCGGAUAAGGGAGUAUUAAAGUGCUAUAAGAGAAGUGCCGAGUAUCAGUUAAUCGAUUGCGCGAAAUAUUUCCUCGAUAAGAUACACGUUAUAAGGAGGGAGGAUUAUCUACCAACCGAACAGGAUAUCCUCCAUUGCAGAACUUUAACGAAUACAAUACAAAAAAUUGAAUUUACAAUAACCGAAAACAAGUUCAAAAUUCCAUUUCACGUCUUUGAUGUAGGUGGACAGAGGGGAGAACGAAAGAAAUGGAUUCAAAUGUUUGAUUCAGCAACCGCAAUUCUAUUCGUAUUAGAUUCGUCAACUUUCGAUGUUAACGUUAGAGAUGAUUUCGAAUCAAAUAGAUUACUUGAAGCGACAGGUGUAUUUGAACAUAUAUGGAAUUGUAGAUUUUUAAAAGAUGUCUCUAUUCUACUCUUUAUAAAUAAAAUCGAUCUAUUAGUAGAAAAGAUAAUGUCUGGAAGUAGUUCAAUUGAAAGUCUACUUAAAACAGUUCCAACCUCUCAUAAGUAUUAUCCUCUCUACGAAAAAAUGUAUAAAUCAUUCAACGAUAUAACAGACGGCGAGAGAAAAUAUUUUGUUGAUUCUUUAUCAAUGUGUAAAACAACUACGAAAACAAUUAUAACAAAAAAAGGAAAGAAACAAUGCAUACAACCAAAAGUAUCUGAAGAGGUUAUAAAAACAGCAGUUUUCAUUAAAAGAGUGUUUAUGGAAAUAGCAGUAUCCUCAAAAAAGACUAAAACUGGAAGAGACUUGCAUAAGGAUCACGAUUGCCAAUACUUUUAUACUUGCGCAGUUGAUACUAAAAAUAUAGAGAAAGUUUUAGAGGGUGUAAGAAGUAUAUUAACAAAAAAUGCUCUCAGGAAGAUAUGUAUAAUAUAAACAAUGUAUAUAACUCUCUCUCUCUCUUUGUCUUUCUCUUCCUUUCUCGUAAAAUUAAUUUCAUAUCUGCAUUUAUAUUACUACUGUAAAUUCUUCUUUUUUUUAAUACAAAC
Molecule: messenger RNA, 1654 nt
Organism: Dimorphilus gyrociliatus
Lineage: Eukaryota; Metazoa; Annelida; Polychaeta; Dinophilidae
Source: the annotation of a GenBank genome assembly